Messenger RNA from Pangasianodon hypophthalmus (striped catfish), 1746 nucleotides. It is a transcript of the gene cfap184, whose product is annotated as coiled-coil domain containing 96. Lineage: Eukaryota; Metazoa; Chordata; Actinopteri; Siluriformes; Pangasiidae. Gene Ontology annotation, cellular component: ciliary basal body; axoneme. The transcript is spliced from 4 exons. Gene Ontology annotation, biological process: cilium assembly. The record is from RefSeq and is a predicted model, not a curated record. The coding region runs from base 154 to 1452 and encodes 432 amino acids.
CGGGACCCCAGAGAGUGAAACGGCCGCCGUCCACUUGCUGAUAACCGUGCCAUCUCCGGUGAUUACCGAUUUCCGCGCCGGCGGAGAAACACUCGGGACACAGCUCGAUGUCCGGGCAGUCGGUGCAGCGCAGCCGCAGAUUAUCCUCUGAAAAUGGAGGAGCAGUCACUUGAGGAAAUGGAUCCUGAUCUGAAGUCUGAAGAUCCGAACGUGGCAGAGGCAGCAGACGUCCUCGACAGUGACGAACUGACUAAACCUGAUGAGGAAAGCUGUGCAGAAGAAGUAGAAGUAGAAGCAGAAGAGACGGGGCAAGCAGCAAAUGAAGAGGAUGAAGUUAACACACAGAAUGCACCGGAAAAACCUGAAGAAGAAUUUGAAGCUUCAGUGAGAGAUGAUCUAUCAGUUAGUGAUGAUUUUGAGGAGAAGACUGCCUCAGAUGUGGAGAUUUUUCAAAACGAGAAGGAAGAAGAAGAACCUGAAAGCCAAGUGGAAGGAGAUCACAAACAGUGUGCAGCCGAGCUUCAACACAACCUUAAAGUAGACUCUGAGCACGAGCAGGAGCUUCUUCGAGAACUCCAAACAGAACAUGAAAAACUGAGUGAGCUCAAUUACCAGCUCCAAACAAAACUAGCCGAAUACUUCUGGGUUAAAUCAGGCGGUGAACUGCAGUCAGUGCAAGAGAAGUUUUUUCCAAACCAAGACUGCUUCCAGAAGUACCCAGAUAUCAUAGAAGAUGUUAAGAGGCUGAGGCAAGACAAGAAGCAAAAGCAUCUCCAACAUCGCUGUGUUGAUGAUCUGCAUCGGGAGAACAAUGAGAAGCUGGAGCAAAUUGAGCGUGAGUGGAGCAUGCUAGCAUCGGCCAAGCGUGAGGUGAUCUUUACAGAUCUGGAGCCGGCGAUGGGAAAGAUGGAGGCCCAAGCUGUGGCUGAGCGUCUGCUGACAGCUGCACAGGAAUGCGAGGACGAGUUUGUCUCUGUCAGGAAUGAAAACUUCAAGCUGAAUCUAAAGAUGCCCAAGUUGGAGGCAGGGCUCCAUGUCAGGGAAGAGGAUCUAGAUGGAGAGAUGCAACGCAUUGACUUCGAGCAGCUGAACAUUGAGAACCAGUCUUACAGCGAAAAGAUCCAGGAGUGCAAGGAGGAUCUGCUUAAGCUCAAGAAGACAUUUCCCCACACUGGACAGAUUCUGAUGCACGUGAAAGAGAAGUUGAGGUUCGUUCAGAUGGAGAACCAGGCGAAGCGAGUGCAUUUUGAUGAGCUGGAUGCCUUGGUGCUGCAAGAGCAGGAAGCUCUGACGCAGACCAUGCAGGCACGGGACAUCCUGCGCUUCGACAACCUGCGUAAGCGGCAGGACUGUGGCCUGCUGGGAAACUCCACACUGCUCCGGGACCUUGAGGACACAGUGGAUGAGUGUGAGGCACUAGAGAGACAAGUGGAGAUGCUAAAGAGAAGCUGAAGCGACACACACAAGACCACAGAGAUACAUACACGCCUACAAGUAUAACACACAUGCAGAAAUGCAAUAACAUGGAGGCCCAUUUAGCAUAUUUAUUUUGUGGAACAGAUUUAGAUUUUUAAGUAUGUGUCAUAUUAAGCAAAUUAAAGCAGUAGGAUUUCUUAGAAAAAAUAUCACUGCACUUUGUCUUUAAGUUUCAUCCACACUGUAACGUUACUAUGUUUUUACCUUCUGCGUCAUUUGACUGAAGAGGGAAAUGUGAAGAAUUGCUGAAAUAAAAACAGCUUUUAAUGA